AGGAAAAGAGGUAGGAGAGCUCGCGAGAUCUCAGACCACCGGACCCGAAAGGUUCUCAGGAAGUUGAAGGGUCUAGAGGAGGCCCCAGAGCAAAUGGCCGGAGCUGGGCCAACCAUACUGCUACGAGAAGAGAAUGGCUGUUGUAGCCGGCGUCAAAGCAGCUCCAGUGCUGGGGACUCAGAUGGGGAGCGUGAGGACUCGCCGGCCACGCGCGCCCGGCAGCAGCUGGAGGCUCUGCUUAACAAGACAAUGCGCAUUCGAAUGACUGACGGGAGGACUCUGGUUGGCUGCUUCCUCUGCACCGACCGCGACUGCAAUGUCAUUCUAGGCUCGGCGCAGGAGUUCCUCAAGCCGUCGGAUUCCUUUUCUGCUGGGGAACCCCGUGUGCUGGGUCUGGCUAUGGUACCCGGACACCACAUCGUUACUAUUGAGGUGCAGAGGGAGAGCCUGGCGGGGCCUCCAUAUCAGUGACCAUCCAUCGCGCAUGCCUCUGAUUUCAUUAAACCUGUGACCGAA
This is a messenger RNA of Orycteropus afer afer, 516 nucleotides long. RefSeq names its product N-alpha-acetyltransferase 38, NatC auxiliary subunit (gene NAA38). NCBI's taxonomy places the organism in Eukaryota, Metazoa, Chordata, Mammalia, Tubulidentata, Orycteropodidae. Gene Ontology annotation, molecular function: RNA binding. Gene Ontology annotation, cellular component: NatC complex. The record is from RefSeq and is a predicted model, not a curated record.